CAUCUCCCUAGGUUGCCAGUUUUGAUGCCAAGUCCAACGCAGCCCAACAAUGAAACUCAACCAUGGAUUCGGAUGAAUUUGAUGAAUUCGACGAUGAUAUCGCCUACGAGGACCUGAUCCUUGCCGUUAGUCAGGCGCCUGGUCGAAGUGAGCUUUCAAAGCCCCAUACAGGACCCUUCCAACCACCUGUAUCAUGGCCCUCUGUGGCAGCAGCUCAAGAUGGCUUCACUUCACGCCAGAUGUCAAAUGAGAGCUCAGCGAAUACUCAAGCAGCUCAAUUCAUCGACCUAGACGACUUUCCCUCAGAUGCAUUCUCAAGCUCUCCCAUCGGCAAUGUGACUCCUCGAGAUGCUCGUCCGGGACCACAAGUGGCGGGCCCUGUGCAAAACUACAGGCAGACUACUCUCUUCGGCACACCCAUACAGGGUAAUGGGGACUCUGGAUCGAGCCAACGGCUCAAUAGCAACAGAGUUUUCCGUGCUGACAUGCCACCCGAAGCUCCCACACACCAUGAAAUCGAUCUUCAGGCCAUGAAAACCUGGGUUUAUCCCACAAAUCUUGGCCCUAUCCGAGACUAUCAGUACAGCAUUGUCAAGAACGGUCUUUUCCACAAUACCCUUGUUGCUCUUCCGACUGGGCUGGGGAAGACUUUUAUCGCGGCCACCGUUAUGCUGAACUUCUUCCGCUGGACCAAGACAGCCAAAAUCAUCUUCGUGGCACCGACCAAGCCUCUUGUUUCUCAGCAAGUUGAUGCCUGCUUCAAAAUCGUGGGAAUCCCCAGGUCGCAAACUACUCUGCUGACGGGCGAGGUUCCGCCUGCUCUACGGGCUGAAGAAUGGGCCACCAAACGAGUCUUCUUCAUGACCCCUCAAACACUGGAGAACGAUCUUUCACGCGGCAUCGCAGACCCGAAAUCAAUAUGUCUGCUUGUGGUUGACGAAGCUCACAGAGCUACUGGGAAUUAUGCAUACGUCAAAGUGGUGAAUUUCAUCCGGCGGUUCUCAAAAAGUUUUCGCAUCCUCGCACUGACUGCUACCCCGGGUUCCAAAGUGGAAGCUGUUCAAGAAGUAAUCGACAGUCUGGGAAUUUCCCAUGUGGAGAUCCGUACGGAGGAAUCACUUGACCUCAGGCCAUAUGUUCACCGAAGAGAUGAAAAUAUCAUUGCUCUCGAUCCCUCGGAGGAGAUGAAUCGGGUUAAGGACCUGUUUUCAAAAGCCUUGAAACCCCUUGUGGAUAAACUGAGUCAGCAAAACAUCUACUACGGUCGCGACCCUAUGUCUCUUACAACCUACGGCUUAAUGCAGGCCAGGAAGGACUGGUUAAGCCACGGGGGACAACAUGUCAAUCAAGGCGUCAAAUUUAUGAUGGUGGCCAUUUUCACCAUCCUACAAAGUCUGGCUCAUUCCAUAAAGUUGCUGAACUUCCAUGGCAUCAAGCCAUUCUAUGACAAUAUGAUUCAGUUCAGGGACGAAACCGAGGGGAAGGGCGAGAAGGGGUCCAAGAAUAAGCGCCAGGUUAUUGAGUCACCUGAAUUCCAGAAGAUGAUGAGCACCUUAAGAAAUUGGGUGAGCAAGGAUAGUUUCGUUGGCCACCCAAAGCUGAUAAGUUUGUGUGAUACUGUUCUGAACCACUUCAUGGAUGCGGAUGAAGGUCGAGAAGGCAUUCGGUCUUCUAAUACGAGAAUCAUCGUCUUCAGUGAGUACCGAGACAGUGCAGAAGAAAUCGUGCGAGUACUCAACCGCCACAAACCCAUGAUUCAGGCUGCGGUGUUUGUUGGACAAGCAGAUACGAAGAACUCCGAGGGCAUGAAGCAAUCGGAACAAAUCGACCGAAUCAAGAAGUUCAAGGACGGAACGUUCAAUGUGUUGGUCGCCACUUCGAUUGGUGAAGAAGGUCUAGACAUAGGUCAGGUUGAUCUCAUCAUAUGUUACGAUGCUUCUGCCUCGCCCAUCAGGAUGCUGCAACGAAUGGGACGAACGGGAAGGAAAAGAGCUGGCCGGGUCGUUCUCCUGCUCAUGCGUGGCAAAGAGGAGGAUAACUACGCAAAAUCUAAGGAUGGCUACGAGAAGAUGCAGCUCAUGAUUUGUGAGGGGAGUCGCUUCGCCUUCCGCCAUGACCUGUCUACACGAUUCGUCCCACGGGACAUUAAACCCGAAGUCGACAAACAACUUAUAGAGAUUCCCAUUGAGAAUACACAGAACGACUCGCUCCCAGAGCCGAGAAAGGGCAGAGCUAGAAAGAAGAUGCCCCGGAAAAAAUUCAAUAUGCCCGACGGUGUCGAUACUGGCUUUAUCAGUGUGGCAUCAAUGCUCGGGAAACGGCCCAGCAAGCCAGCCAAACCCAAACAGUCUGUCGAGGAGAUGGAUGUAACUGACAUCCCUGAACUCACAAAAGUGCUACUAAACGACGAACAAACCAACGAAUUGCGUCGCAUCUAUCAAAAUUUGCCCUUCUACCAGGACAAGCCGGAAGUAAUCGAGACAGUAGAUAUGACGGCCAACCCUCUUGCGCAAAGAGUGCUCCGUAAAUCUGCGCACUUAGAACACGGUGAGCAUACCAAGCGUUGGGUAAAGCUCUUCCGAACUUUGGGCAAAUCCCAAUCGAACCUCGAUCAAUACAGCAAGCCAUAUGGAGAAACGGACCAGAGCCAAUACGACAAGCUCCCGCUUCCAAAUGAUGUAUCUGAUUCGGAACUGGAAUCACCACCACCGCCGCCGCCCCGGAAGAAAAUCAGGGCAUCUUUGUUUCCCGACAAUGACGAGUUAGAAGGUAUCAUCAUUGACACGAGCCAAGCCAAAAGCUGCAAACAAAGGCCGCAACCAGCCCCUAAACCUAGGAAGGGACCUCAACAAAGAAAGCAGGUUCAACCCCCCUUCUCAGAUACCCUCUUAGAGGCGGAAGACGAAAAUGCAACCGAAUAUGAUUCGCCGAGACCCCGGCAACGUCAAAAGGCGCCGCCAAAGAAAUUAUCAGCGAAAACAACAAAAGGCAAAGGCAGCCGAGCAUUAAGCAAACGACAGGCGCACGCAUACGACGAGAGUGCGGACGAAGGAGACGACUGCAGGCGCACAAGCGACCUUGAACUGUCGGUUGAUUCAGAUGAUGGUUCAGAUCUCGUUGACUUCGUGGUAGAUGAUGACAUGGCUACCUCUAGCAUGCAGCCCACGUCGAGCUUGCGGCAGCGCUCCACAUCCCCUACAUCACUUUCAGCGUCAUCUGUGCUCCCUGCACGGCGCAAACCCUUUUACGAGCCCAUAGUGCUGUCGGCCACUCAGGAGAGUGAUGAUAUGCCGUCGAUGAGUCAGCUCGCUGGCAAGAAAAGGCCGCAGGCAAGGGAUAAGACGACAGCCGGAGAAUCAGAAGAUUCUGAUGAUGAAGUUGUGCAGAGGGCGGGACGUCAGACGAAGAGACGGCUUGUUCUCAACGAAGAUGACGAAAGUGAUGAAUGAAGCCACGCAUAGCCCUGAUAUUUAUAACUCUGCUGUAGUAUAAACAGGAUUUGUAUAGACAGGAUUAAAAU
Messenger RNA from Pseudomassariella vexata, 3520 nucleotides. RefSeq lists its product as uncharacterized. Gene Ontology annotation, molecular function: ATP binding; hydrolase activity; 3'-5' DNA helicase activity. NCBI's taxonomy places the organism in Eukaryota, Fungi, Ascomycota, Sordariomycetes, Amphisphaeriales, Pseudomassariaceae. The coding region runs from base 63 to 3449 and encodes 1128 amino acids. Gene Ontology annotation, biological process: replication fork reversal; interstrand cross-link repair; double-strand break repair via synthesis-dependent strand annealing. The transcript has 2 exons. The record is from RefSeq and is a predicted model, not a curated record.